UUGGCCAGCGGGGCGGGCGUGCAUUGUGGACUCUGUUCCAUGGAUUAGCUAAACCCGCUUUAAACCCUAAAACUUCAUAGUCGAUUGAAAAUUCUUUAAAAAUUUCGUUAGCAUAAAGCAUGAACAAACGACUCCUUCGGUGUCUUCUUUCUCAGUCAAUUUCUCCUCUAUCAUCAAAACCUAAUUUAACUUGCGACUCAUCAUCGGCAUUCCCUUGUACAAUCAACAUCUCGCAACACAAUCGCAAAGUUUCCCGCCAAUACAUCAUCACUGUAAUCUCCAGAUUCUUGUCCACCUCGCUUGGGAGCGAGCGUCAAGGAUUAGUCGGACCAAAUGAUCCAUAUUUGCAGGAUAACACGCGUAUAGGGUCAUUUUCGGCUGAAGAAUUUGUGAUUUUACACGAUUCUUUGUUGGAUUCCGGUGCCGGUAGUAGUUCUACAGUGCCCGAAGCUGAGAGCAGUAAGUCUUCGAACGAUGCUGUUUCGAUUGCUAAUGUAAUUUUGACAGAAGAUGAUGUGUUUGGGAAUAAAACCCAGAAGUUUCUCCGGCAAUUUAGAGAGAAUUUGACUGAAAAGUUGGUUGUCGAAGUCUUGAGCUUCUUAAGAAGGCCCGAUUUGGCGGUCAAGUUUUUCAUAUGGGCAGGUAGGCAGAUUGGAUAUUGUCACACCGGACCUGUUUAUAAUGCACUGUUAGAAAUACUUGAACGCGAUGAUAAGGAUAGAUUACCGGAACAUUUUUUGCAGGAAAUUAGAACUGAUGACAAGGAGGUGCUUGGGAAAUUGCUUAAUGGUCUGAUUCGGAAAUGUUGCCGAAAUGGGCUAUGGAAUGUCGCUUUGGAGGAGCUAGGGAGGCUCAAGGACUUUGGGUACAAACCUUCACGAUCAACAUACAAUGCAUUGAUACAAGUAUUUGUAAAAGCUGAUCGGUUGGACACAGCAUAUUUAGUUCAUAGGGAGAUGUCAGAUGCAGGAUUUAGUAUGGACGGGUUCACCCUAGGAUGUUUUGUGCAUUGCCUUUGUAAGGCAGGGAGGUGGAGGGAAGCCCUAACGUUGAUUGAAAAGGAAGAAUUUGUACCUGAUACUGUAAUUUAUACAAAGAUGAUAUUUGGGUUGUGUGAAGCUUCACUUUUUAAAGAAGCUAUGGAUUUUUUGGACAGAAUGCGAGCUAGUUCUUGCCUCCCUAAUGUUGUUACUUAUAGGAUUUUGCUUAUUGGGCAUCUAAGGAAAAGACAGCUCGGUAGCUGUAAGAGAAUUCUUAGUACAAUGAUUAUGGAAGGUUGUUAUCCUAGUCCUAAGAUUUUUAAUUCUCUCGUACAUGCUUAUUGCAGAUCUGGGGAUUACCAUUUUGCAUAUAAAUUGUUGAAGAAAAUGGUCAAUUGUGGGUGCCAGCCAGGUUAUGUGGUUUAUAAUAUAUUAAUUGGUGGUAUUUGCGGCAAUGAGGAGUUACCAGGUUUGGAUAUAUUAGACUCUCGUAAGUGGUUUGAUGAAAUGAUAAAUGUUGGUUGUGCCCCUAAUGUGGUUACUUACACUGCUCUUAUACAUGCUUACCUGAAAGCCAGAAAUUUCUGUAGUGCAAAUGAACUUUUUGAAAUGAUGCUAUCUGAAGGCUGUAUUCCUAAUGUUGUCACAUAUACAGCAUUAAUUGAUGGUUAUUGUAAAGCAGGACAAAUUGAAAAAGCUUGCAAGAUUUAUGCUAGAAUGCGUGCUAGCCCGGAAAUUCCAGACGUAGGUAUGUUCUUUAGGUUUUGUAAUAGUGAUGCAGAAGAGCCAAAUGUAUUUACAUACGGAGCUUUGGUAGAUGGUUUAUGUAAGGUUCACAAGGUCAAAGAGGCUCAUGAGUUAUUGGAUGCUAUGUUUGUGGAAGGUUGUGAACCAAAUCAUAUUGUAUAUGAUGCUCUUAUAGAUGGAUUUUGUAAAGUUGGGAAACUAGAUGAAGCACAAGAGGUGUUUGCCAAAAUGUCCCAGCAUGGUUACAGUCCAGACAUUUAUACUUACAGCUCUUUAAUUGACAGAUUGUUCAAAGAUAAGCGUCUUGAUCUUGCCUUAAAAGUCUUAUCCAAAAUGCUUGAAAAUUCUUGUGCACCUAAUGUUGUUAUUUAUACAGAAAUGAUUGAUGGCUUAUGUAAGGUAGGUAAAACAGAUGAAGCCUAUAAGCUGAUGCUGAUGAUGGAAGAAAAAGGAUGUUGUCCAAAUGUUGUGACGUAUACUGCAAUGAUAGAUGGUUUUGGAAAAGUAGGUAAAAUGGACAAAUGUCUUGAACUGUUACAACAAAUGGGUUUAAAAGGUUGCUCGCCAAAUUUUAUUACCUACAGGGUUUUAAUAAACCAUUGUUGUGUCAAUGGACUCUUGGAUGAGGCUUAUGAACUUUUAGAAGAAAUGAAACAAACAUAUUGGCCUAAGUACAUGGCAGGCUAUUGUAAAGUAAUUGAAGGUUUUAACAAAGAGUUCAUUGCAUCCCUUGGACUCUUAGAUGAGAUAAGUACAAAUGAUUCUGCACCAAUUAUUCCAGUUUACAGAAUUCUAAUAGAUAAUUUUAUUAGAGCUGGAAGACUGGAGGUGGCUUUGGAACUAUAUGAAGAGGUUGCAUCAUUUUCACCCUUUUUAGCUGCCUAUACUAACAUUUAUAAUUCUUUGAUUGAGGCCCUCUUCUUGGCUGGUAAGGUCGAUAAGGCCUUUCAGUUGUUUUCGGAUAUGAUAAACAGAGGUGGCAAUCCAGAUUUGCACAUAUUCUUUCAUCUUAUUAAAGGGCUUGUGAAAAUAAGCAAGUGGGAUGAAGCACUCCUACUGUUAGACAGUGUAUGUCAGAUGGAUAUCCAUUUGUUCCAAGAGGAAAAGACAUCUCACAUGCUUUAGGCUUACCUGAAAACUUGACGUUUUCAAUAUUGAUUUUGAUCUGAUGCCUUAACCGUGCAUAACAAUGAAUAUGCUCAGAGAUUGACUCUACAAGUAAAAGAAUUGACUUUGCUUCUAAAGCCUGAGAAACAAUGUUUGCUUAGGCAAUGAAGCAAGCUUUAAAGAACGUCAAACAUUGUAGAUUUGUCAAGCUCAGCUAGCCUUCUUUCUGGAGAUUCUUCCAAAAUUGUCUCGAUUGUGGGAUACUAUUCAUUAGCCAUACAACAGUUAGCUGGUUAGCGAUGCAAAGUGCGGAUUCGAAUUGGGACAUAUUCAGAUCGGUGGAAAA
Messenger RNA from Carica papaya (papaya), 3180 nucleotides. The record is from RefSeq and is a predicted model, not a curated record. NCBI's taxonomy places the organism in Eukaryota, Viridiplantae, Streptophyta, Magnoliopsida, Brassicales, Caricaceae.